CAAACUUGUUCACGGGUUGUGCUAGUUUUAGCAAAGGAAUAAAGUCAGUACAGCAAGAGAAGCAAACAUCAUGAGGUGCUAUUACUCCUUGUCUGUUCUUGUCUCUCUUCUACUCAUGCUAAUCCUUGCUUCAAAAGUUGUCACUCUCUCGAGCUCGUGCCAAAACGAAUCAUGUGGAAAUGUAAAGAUCCCAUACCCUUUUGGAAUCCAACAAGGUUGCUAUCUCAACGAAUGGUACAGAAUCGAAUGCAGAAACGCUACUUUGCCGUUCCUUUUCAAGAUGGGCAUGGAAGUUGUGGAUAUCUCUUUGCCAGGCGAAGGAUAUAUUUCUUAUUCUGCCACAUCGUCAUUCGGGUCGAUUCGUGUCAGAAACCCGAUGACCUCCGUUGGAUGUUCGAGAGAUGGAAAAGAGACUGGAUCGGUUUUGAAUUUGACGGGCAGCCCUUUCUUCUUUGGGAGAGGAAACAGCCUCGUAGCGGCUGGCUGCAACAGCAAGGCGUCUUUGACUAACAUCGAGCCGAGAACGGUGGGGUGCGAGCUGAACUGCACCGCAAGCAAAGAGACGUCACUUAGAAGAAGCGUCCCUUUUUUGGACAAAACCGGGUGUUCCAGCGAUGCGUUGCCUUAUACUGACGAAUGGGUAAAUUGUACAAAUAAGGAAUUGGAAGGUGAAAGAAGCUGUGAUGGUAACGGAUGCUGCAGUGCAGUUCUGUCGGAUGAUGACGCUCACCAAGUGAUCGGUGUCAGCAUAGAGGACUUUGAUUAUGGAAUCUCGACUAGCCGAGGAUGCAGAGUCGCUUUCUUAACAGAUGAAGUCUACACUUUAUCGAAUGCAACCAAACCACAGAGCUUUUUCGCUGAAGGGUAUGCUACAGUUACGAUAGGAUGGGCCAUUCAGACGAAUGCUCUUUCCUUCUUGAACUCGUUGAGCUGCAAAAGCAGAAAAGAGUACCAUAAUUUUACAAAAGGUAUUCGACACAGAACAAGUUGCUUAUGCAACAAUAUCACCAUUUCUGGGACCAGUUAUGCAAACUGUGGAUGCAAUCGAGGUUAUACAGGCAACCCAUACCUCUUUAACGGAUGCCAAGAUGUUAAUGAGUGCCAACGCGAUUCUGAUGGAAGACGCUUGGCCUGGGAUUGUACUGAAAGCGACGCUUGCGUGAAUAGGGUUGGACAUUAUCAUUGCGUGAGGACUGUAACAAUAUUGAUAGGAGUAGGUGCAGGUUUUGGCAUCUUGGCCCUAGCUGGUGGAAUCUGGUUUCUCAGAAAGUAUAUUAAGAAGAGAAAGGUGACUCAGAGGAAAAAGAAGUUCUUCAAACGCAACGGGGGGCUCUUGCUGGAACAACAACUAAAUACAAGAGAAGGCAACGUCGAAAAGACAAGAAUAUUCAGCUCGAGAGAGCUUGAAAAAGCCACUGAAAACUUCAGCGAAAGCAGGAUACUUGGACAAGGUGGUCAAGGCACUGUGUACAAGGGAAUGCUUGUAGAUGGUCGAACGGUCGCUGUCAAGAAAUCCAAAGCUGUAGAUGAAGACAAACUAGAGGAGUUCAUCAACGAGGUCGUCAUUCUCUCCCAGAUCAACCAUAGACAUGUCGUCAAGCUCCUCGGAUGCUGUCUUGAGACCGAAGUUCCGAUUCUGGUUUAUGAGUUCAUCCCAAACGGAGAGAAGCCUGUCAUAACCCUUCCGGAUUCUCAAGAAAUAAGAGGCUUAGCGGAUCAUUUCAGAGCUGCCAUGAAAGAGAACAAGUUCUUUGAUAUCAUGGAUGCUCGAAUAAGAGAUGCCUGCAAACCGGAACAAGUGGUGGCAGUGGCAAAGCUAGCGAUGAGGUGUUUAAAUUCCAAGGGGAAGAAGCGGCCGAAUACGAGGCAAGUGUUUUCCGAGUUAGAGAAUAUAAGUUCAUCUCAGGAGGAUUCAUUGGUGGAGAUUGAAAUUGAGGACGGUGAUGAUGAAGAGGAAGAAGGAAUGAAUAUGAUACACAUAGCUGAUGCACCGACCAUUGGUGUUACUGCUCCAGCCUUCAGUGUUGUCGCUUCGUCUUCCUCGUCAGAUGUUAAGCCAUUGUUACCUCGUUCCACUUGGUGA
Messenger RNA from Thlaspi arvense, 2083 nucleotides. The record is from the annotation of a GenBank genome assembly. NCBI's taxonomy places the organism in Eukaryota, Viridiplantae, Streptophyta, Magnoliopsida, Brassicales, Brassicaceae.